This is a messenger RNA of Cucumis melo (muskmelon), 826 nucleotides long. RefSeq names its product 23 kDa jasmonate-induced protein-like. The transcript is spliced from 3 exons. Lineage: Eukaryota; Viridiplantae; Streptophyta; Magnoliopsida; Cucurbitales; Cucurbitaceae. The record is from RefSeq and is a predicted model, not a curated record. Bases 61 to 702 code for a protein of 213 amino acids.
ACAAAAAGAAAGAAGAAAAGAAAAAUCAUUCUAAUCUGAGGGAAAUAAAUAUAUUCAAAGAUGGCAGACAAUGUUUUUGGUAAUCCAAUAACGAACAGUACUCUACAGGCCAUGCCUGAAUAUGAAGGAAAGACAAUAACGCGUCGAGAUAGAGCGUACGUGGCAUUUAAUAUGAAGAACGCUCAAAAUAAAGAUAGAAGUGCCCGAGACCAUGUAGAAAAAUUGAGGGAAGAAUGGGGACACGGAGUUGCUACUCUUUGCUUAAUUUACAAUGCUACUGGUGAUACCAUAACAUUCGUUUGCGAACAUAGUUGGCAUGGUCAUAUUGGGUCUGGUCCUUACCCAAGUGAGAUUGCAAAUGGUCAGUGGGGUGCAUUUCUUCAUGUCAAAACUGCUGUCGUACCAUCAGGCUCUGCUGGGGCUUGUGUAUAUCGUGGUCUAAAUAACUAUGGUGAAGUAUGUGAUUGGAUGGUAGCAUGGUCUAAUCCAUAUUAUCGACUAUUUGCAGACAACACGGCAUAUACUGAGAUCCGUGAAAAGGGACAUUAUGAAGCACAUGACCAUUGGGAAUACAUCUUCGACUUAUUAAACAACUCGAGUCUUAUUCAUAGUGACGAAUGGAACAAAUGUCAAUCAAAAGUGUCUACAGGAAAUGAUACAAAUCCCAUAUUUGAAGGAAUCCUCACUCUCUCAAACCGUUGAUGGAGUCUCAAUCAUUUUGUGCACCCAUUAAAAAGAUGCUCGUUGUGUAAUACUAAACCUACAACUAUCACCAUAAAUAAUGGCCCCUUUUAAACCCCUUAAUGAAUAAAUCUAUUACUACCAA